This is a messenger RNA of Penaeus vannamei (Pacific white shrimp), 22110 nucleotides long. Lineage: Eukaryota; Metazoa; Arthropoda; Malacostraca; Decapoda; Penaeidae. The record is from RefSeq and is a predicted model, not a curated record.
AGAGAGAGGGCCAAAGAGUGAGGGGUUCAUGGGGUAGUCCGAAGCACCAUGGCCAGCAGUCUGUUUCGGUGGUCUCAUGGCCAAGACGGCCCCGUGAGUAAUGCGGACGGGAGGAUGAGUCGCCUGCUGUACAAGCCGAUUUGGGACGAGCAGGAGAGAGUACAAAAGAAAACCUUCAUGAACUGGAUCAACGCUCAUUUAGCUCGGCACGUUCCACCGCUGAAGCUAAACGACCUGAUCGAGGACCUGAAGGACGGCACGGCCCUGCUCGCCCUGCUGGAGGUGCUCUCGGGGGAGAAGCUGCCCAUCGAGAAGGGGCGUGUCCUGCGUCGCCCGCACUUCCUCAGCAAUGCCAACACGGCGCUCACUUUCCUCCAGGGCAAGAGGAUCAAGCUGGUGAACAUCAACCCGACAGACCUUGUGGAUGGCCGACCUUCCGUGGUGCUGGGCCUCAUAUGGACCAUUAUCCUGUACUUCCAGAUCGAAGAGAACACGCGACAGCUGGAGCGCCUGAGCCAGCUGAUGGAGCAGGAGGCGGGCACCCGGAGCGACUCGCCCUUCGCCGUCGCCUCCGAGCCUGGCACCAUCUCCCGCGACCGCCCGCCCUCCGUCACCCGCCGCUCCGCCGCCGCCGAGAAGUGGAAGCUGGGCGCGAAGAAGGCGCUGCUGGAGUGGGUGCGCCAGACGGUCACCAAGAAAUUCGGCAUCGUGGUCAACGACUUCGGCGGCAGCUGGCGGGACGGCAACGCUUUCUUGGCACUCAUACACUGCAUCAAUCCGCGACUUGUUAACCUGCAGAGUAUGGCGCACCUGAGCAACAAGGCCCGCCUGGACGCCGCCUUCCGCCUCGCCGAGAAAGGCCUGGGCAUCCCGCGCCUCCUGGACUCCGAGGACGUGGACGUGGACAAGCCCGACGAGAAGUCCCUCAUGACCUACGUGGCCUCCUUCCUGCACAAGUUCCCCGAGCCCGGCGUCACCCAUGUUCCGGAGUGUACCAGCCCGACGCUCGAAGCCACCACCGGAGAUGACAUGUUUAGCGAAAUAGAAAUGGAAUACACCGAAUUGACGACCUGGCUUUGUCACACGUCCAACUGGCUUGACACCCUGCACGACCCCGACACGCACGGGAACAUCAACUACGAGAGGUUCAAAGCCCUCAAGUCCGAAGCCGACGAGAAGCAAGUCAUCUAUGAGAAACUUGCCGGCCUCAUGGACUCUCAGUCGUCCAUGAUUUCCAUCACCUCGGACUCAUGGCAGGACAUUAUCGCCUCAUGGAACAAGGUGUCGCAGCAGCUGUCUCACUGGACGUGGCUCCUGGAUGCCUCCCUCCCUGGCGCCCUCGGACCUAUCGGCGAGUGGCUGAGUCGCGCCGAGGCCAUGCUGGGGACAGAGGACAAGCUACAUGGAAAGCAUGAUGAGAUCGCCAACCUCCUCAGCAAGAAGAUCGAGGAACACAAGGCCUUCUUCGCCGAGCUGCCGUCCAUCGUCACCAAGUUCGAAUCCCUCAAGAACUCUCCGGAUGCCAGCGUGAUUCCGCCGCAGCAGCUGGAGUACAUGGAGCUCCGCCUCAAGACGAUCGCCCCCCGCGCCGCCGUCAGGAAGAUCAAGCUCAAGUAUCUGGAGCAUCGGUACUGCCUCGUGGCCUUCCUGAUCCUGGUGGAGGCCAAGCUGAAGACGUGGGCGGUCAAGUACGGCAGGGAGCAGGAGGUCCAGCAGAUCCUGAGCGAGUACCGGUCCUUCGUCGGCACCAGGAACAUCUUCCAGGAGUUCGACCGAGCCUUCUUGGAGAUGCAGCAGGUGGCCGAGGCCUACAAGAAGGACUCGAAUCUCAGCAAAGCCGAGAGUGACGGGAUCGCCAAGUUCCUCCUGGAGAUGAACGAGCGCUGGAAGAACGUGUCCGUGGAGCUCCGUUGCAUCCAGUCCCUCCUGGAGGAAGUGAUCACCUACUGGCAGAAGUUCGUGGACUUGACCGAGCAGUUCGAAGUGUGGCUGGAGCGCGCGCUGUCCAUGGUCGGUCUGCCCGAGGAGGAGAAGAUGGAGUUCUUCCAGGACUUGGGCGAAUGGCGAGACAAACACACGCAGAUGAACGAGACCGGAAACUUCUUAGCCGCCACCUGCAGGCCCGAAGUGGCACAAGAGAUCCGCGAGAAACUCAUUACCAUAAACGCAAAAUGGGACGAACUCUUCCAGUACGUGCAGCAGUACCUCCACCGCGGACAGAUCCUGCGCACCAAGAACGACUACCGCUCGGGCCAGGAUCGCCUCGAGCUGUGGCUGGAGAGCGCCGAGGUCACCCUCAACACGACCAAUGUCUGCACCGUCGAAGCCGUCAAGGAAUACGCUGAGGAGCUCAAGAAACUGAACACUGAGGUCGAGGAGAUGGAGGUCCUCUUCAAGAACAUCUCCAAGUCCUUCCAGGCCCUCGUGCAGGAGCUCACCCCGGACGAGAUCGAGAGGAUGAUGUGGUCCUUGAAGCAAGAGAAGGAGGAACUGGUUCGAAUCCGCACCGCCAUUCCUCAGAAGACCUACUUGGCAACUCAGAUUAUCACGCAGCUGGAGGCAGUGGACUCCGGCGUGAAGGAAAUCAACAAAUGGCUCGACGAAGGAGAUGCUCUUCUGGCGUCCUUCAGUCUCCACGGGACGAACGAAAACAUCCAAGGACAACUUGACAAACAAAAGACCGAAGACCAGCUGUACUGCUUUACCUACACGGGAACCAAUGAAACCACACGACAGCAGUUGGAGAUGCACAGGGCGUUCUUCUCCCGCCAACUGUACUACAAGUCGAUGCUGGACACGAAGAACCGCGUUUACCAGAACCUUCUUCGAACCACUAACGGCGGAGAGAACCUCGACGUCCAAGAGCUGCAGGACACGAUGAACCAGCUCAAUGCCAGAUUCACCGAAGUGACCUCGGCUUCGGUUACAUGGGAGACCCGAAUGAGCGAGAGCAUCCGGUGUUGGCAGAGCUUCAAGGAGUGUGAGAGUGAGAUCACAGAGUGGCUUACAAGCGCCGAGAAGCUGUUCCAGGAGAAAGCCAUCACCACCAAGAGCUACCUGGAGUCUCACAAGGACUUCUUCAUCAACGCCCCCGAACACCUGCUCCUGAGGGUGGUGAACUCCGGCCAGGACCUGCAGAAGUACGUGGCGGAGUCCGAGCAGGAGGCGAUCAACGUGGCGGUCAAGAGCAUCCAGAGCCGCUGGGACGAGGUCAUGUGUCACGCCCCGCUGCAUCUGCUCAAGCUGGAAUUCCGCCUGGACGAGAAUACCUUCCAGAUGUAUGUGAGGGACAUCGAGAAGGAGUUGGCAGGCGAACAGAACUCCUACAACAAGGGCGAGAAUGUAGAAGCCAUUAGACGUAAACAUGAGGAAUUCUUCGCUGAAGAAUUAAUUUCCCGUAUUGAGGAGAUUCUCGAUAACAUGGAUGUCACCAGUCGAGAAUAUGGAAACAAGAAGAAUGACAAAAACCUGAUCGAAGACUGCCAGAAGUGCACAGCUCAGUGGCUUGAGCUCCAGACCCGCGUUGGCACAAUGGCCUCCCAGCUGGACCAGAUUCCCGAACGGUGGAGGGAAUACGAGUCUAAAGUGGAGGAGACAGUUGCCUGGAUGGAUGGUGUCAAUGACUGCCUGAAAGGUAUCAACAAGGAAGCUUCAAAUGCUCAAGCCUAUGAAGAACUGAAAGACAGAUUUGUGACCAUGUGCGGGGACCUGGAGAGCCGUCGUGAGUCCAUGAAGUGGCUGGUGCAGAUGCUGGACUCCCUGAUCACUCACAUCCCGGAGGAGGACGGUCAGUACGAGCAGCAGAAACUCGAGUCCCUCAUCGCUCGCUACAAAGCGCUCGUUCCCACCAUCGAAGCUGCUUUGGUGCGAACGGAGACUUACGCCAAGUGCUACCACUACCGAGAAGAUAUUGAUAAGGUGGUGGGUACUCUGGAAGACGUGAGGAAACACUGCGAGGAGGACGUCCACCCAGAGACCCUCGAAUCUCUGAUGCAGCUGAUUCGCGAGAGGGAGGUGAUGGUGAACCAACUCGAAAACCAGAGAGACAACAUUUUCACUACCAUUCAGCGGGGCAAAGACCUCUCCAGAGAUCACAAUGCCCCACUCUUUGUCAGUGCUAUGUUGCAGACUCUUGAAGCUAAAUGGACUGAAGCCUACAACGGUUCUGUCGAGAAACUGAAUAAGCUUAAGAACACACAGAAGGUCUGGUCAGACUAUACUGAACAGAAGAAUGAGAUCCUUAAACUUAUGGCACAAGCAGAGCUCGAGCUGUCUAAUGUGAUCAGUCGCUGCAACCCCCAGGAGGUGGCCAAUGAGCUGAGCAGCAAACAGGAAAUGAAUGAGCACCUGAAUGAGACCACAGACCAGAUGCUGCGAAAAUUGCACAGCCAUUCCACCAAUCUUGUCAGACUUGCUGAUCCAGAGAAGAAACCUUUGCUGGAGAAAGAAGUUGUUGAAAUUGAACAGCGUAUGCAAACAGUCAUUGAUACAGUCUCACAGAAGAUUGAAUACCUGGAGCAGCUGAACAUAAAGUGGAUCCACUUUACGGGCACCUUGCAGGAGAUGAAAUCAUGGUUAGCAAAUGCCCAGAAUAUACUAGAACGUUUAGUUACUCUUGAGAUGUCACCAGAAGACCGACAGAAUCAGACUAUUGAUCUCCGAGCAAAGAUCAACCAGAAGAUGGCUAUCAUAAAAACACUGGAGGAUGAAGUUGAAGAGUUAAUGGAGGGUGAACCAUCUACCGAAGCAGUUCAGUUUACUGGUGAACUUGGUGACUUAAAGACAAGCUUGUUAACACUUAAUAAGCACACAGAAAAGCAUUUUGAGACUGUCCAGCAUGACCUCACUCACUGGCAAGAAUACCAAGUAGGUGUACAGGAGAUCAGACCAUGGCUAGAAAAUGCAGAAACGAAAGUGGCUGUGGGCAUGGCAAGACCAAAUUCCAUGCCAGAGGCCAUUCAAGCACAAGACACAGCAAAGGAGUUUGAAAAAGAGUGUGAUGAGUAUCUGGAGAAACUUCGCACGCUGUCUAGUAAAAGUGCUCAAGUGGCCCGAAUUUGUUCAGUAGUAGAUGAAGUUGACGCUUAUCAUUCAAGGUGGACUGCUGUUCAUGAUGUAGCACUUCAGUGGAGUGAAAGGACGGAGUCUCUCUUGGCUGAAUGGGAAGACUUCAACUACAAAUGUGAUGCUGUAUCCUCAUGGGUGCAUCAGAUUGAAGAACGAAUGGAGACAGUCACUGAAUAUGCUCCCACUGUUUUACGACUCGAAGACCGAGUCAACAACCUGAAGGACAUGGACAAAGAACUGGCAGAAAAGCAGACAGAUCUUAUCAACUUGACUGCUAUUGGAGAUCACAUCUCUUCAGGGAUGGGUCCAGAGGGAAGUGCCUCUGUCAAGUCUACAGUAAGUGAGCUGAAGACUAUGAUCUCAAAAUUAGGGGAUGAAAUACGAAAAUUGAAGAAUGAGUUGUCAGAUGUAAUGGUUAUUCGUCAAGAAUUUCUUGCCAAGGUUGACAAGCUAGAAACCUGGCUUAACGGCUUUAGUAAUCAUCUAGAUGAACUGGAAGAUAUUGAUGUUGAUGAAUUAGAUGGGAGUCCAGACUUGGUGCAUCGCCUGCAGCAGGAACACGAUGAGAAGCAGAGUGAAGUAACAUCACUGGCUGAAGAAUGUCGUGAUGUUGGGGAUCGAUGCACAGGUCGAGACCGUGAAGAUCUCUUUACACAGUUUGAUGAUGCAGAAGCUCGUUUCGAGAAUUAUGGGCAGGUAGUUCAAUCCAAGAAACCUGCCAUUCUUAAGUGGCGUGACUUCUGGGAGUGGCAGAGCAAUACUGAUGAUGCCAUGAAGAGCAUUAGCCAACAGAUUGAUGCCAAGCCCAAUCUCAAUGAUUUAGAGCAGAUGAGGAAAGAAUUAAUGAAUCUUCGUGAACAGUGUCGUUCAUGGGAAGAUGAAGCAUCAUACAUUAUGGACUUGUGUAGAAAAAGCUCAACAACCAUCAGAGAUCCCGACACUGGAUCUGCUAUUGACAUUGAAACUAAGGUUCAGGAGUUCAGGAAGAGGAUGGAUUCUUUGGAAAGCAACCUUGACAACCGACAGGAUCAGCUGCAAGCAGUGAAUAGUCAGUGGGAAGCUUUCCAUCGUGUCAAGAAUCAAUUAAGUGAGUUCUUGGAUGGCAUUACAAAGAGAGUUACUGAUAAGGAGUUGAUGCAGAGUACCUAUUCAGGUGUACAGCACUUAUCAGAAGCUGUUGAGGGUGCACUGCAGGAGAUGCAGUCACAAGGUAAGAUGAAGGACAAGUUACAUGACUUGGGACGUGCUCUCAUGUCUAGUGACUCCACCCAACUAGUCUCUGUACAAAAUGCCCUCACAGCUGCAGAUGGGAACUGGGACCGUGUGCAGAAUAUGCUGUAUGAAAUGCAGACCAAGUUCACAAGCAUAACUUCCCUUUGGAGGCAGUGCACAGAUGGGCGUGAAUAUUUACAAGCUGCAAUUGCUGAGGCUCAUCGUAACAGUGACAAGUUGGAUGGUGUUCCAUCAGAAUCAAAUGUCGCUCAAAGUAUGAUGAAUCUUUGCAAGAAAACCAUUGAUGCUUUGCGCAGAACUAGACCACAACUAGAAAGCUUUAUUUCCAAGUCUCAGCAUCUGAGCCAACAGCUCGACAGUGAAAAGGGCUUCACCUCUGCUGAUGUGAGAAAACAAUCCCAGGAGACUCAAAAUAAAUGGCAGAGUAUGAUGGACUUCCUUAAUCAGCGCUCACAGAACCUAGAGGGUCAACUGGUGCUCUGGAAACAAAUUCUCCAAGGUCGAGACGAGAUCCUCACCUGGCUCAGUGAUACCUGUGAAGCUCUAGAUGAGACACAGAUCACCCAUGAAACAGAAGCAGCCGCAGAAAAAUUAGAGAAAUAUAAAAACGAGCUCUCAAACUAUGAAAGUCUCUUCCGUGGGCUUCAGAGUAGUGCCAAACAACUGGAGUCACUGAACAACUCAUCCUCCUUGACAAGGAUUGAGGAAAUCCUUAGCACUGUAACAGCCGAGUUUGAACAGACUGAAGCAGUUGCCUCCAAACUCGGUGCAUAUCUUGAGGAAAUGAAGGAGCAGGAGACGUCAGUCUAUGAGGAUAUUAGGGAUCUCAGUGAGAAUCUGUCUCAGAUUCGUGAUCGUUUGAUGAAGUGUGAAGACAUUACUGGAGAUGAUAAGAAGAUUUUGGUGCGCUUAGAAAUUGCCAAGAAGAUCGAAAGAGAAUUGGAAGAAUAUGAUGAUAAGAUCAAGGAAGUUAGAACGGCCAUUGAAGAACUAAAGGCAGGAUUUAAAGGUUUUGAGCCAAGUAAACUUGUUAAAGAAUUUACUGCACUGCAAAGGAAAUAUGAGGGACUUAUUGGACAAACUGCUAAGGCAUGCAGGAGUCUCCAGUAUGUUAUUGAAAAACAUUACCGAGACAGACUUUCAGAUCUGCAGAGGUUUUUGGCUGUCCACCAAGAAAAAAUUAUUUGGUGUCAGGCUGAGCCAGGCAGUGAUAGAUAUGGUGUGGAAGCCAAAAUCUCUGCAUUGUCUGAUGUCAAGUCAAGUCUCAAAUUAGGUCAUGCAAAGAGACAAGACCUCGAAAAAUGCCGGGAGCUGUUCGAAAAAGUUGUGGCAGCUGACCAGCGUGAAGCCAUCCAAGAGGAAUGUGAAGCAACUACCUCUGAAAUGGAAGAACUAAGCACACGCUUAGAAGAGUGUCAUGUGUCACUUACUCGCCUGUUAGAAUUGUGGCAACAGUACGAGCUUAUGACUGAAAAUUUGAGCUCUUGGUUGCGUGAGGUUGAGGCUCGUGUACGUACUGACACCAUGAAUCAGAUUGAUAUGACGAUGGUCCAGGAAAAGAUUGAAGAAACUGAGAAUCUCCUUGAGGAAGUCAAUAGCCAUGAUGAUGAGGUCUGUGAACUCAUGGAGAAAACCGAAGAGCUGAUGGAAGUCAAUCCUGAAUGUAGGGCCAGAGAGUAUGCCUCCCAGUUGAGAAAUAGGGUUCAGGCACUUGUCAAAUUCUGUAAUACAUUCCUUAACAAAUUAAAUCAGUUGACAAGUGAUCAAAAGUUGUAUUCAGAGACGAUUGAGAAGAUGGAGGAGUGGCUGAAGGAUGCAGAAGAGAAACUCCAAUCCUUCGAAAUGAUGACAAGUAGUGGAGGAAAGCCUACUCUGGCAUACCAGUCAAAAUUGCAAAGCCUCAAGUCCUUUGUGGAAGAGAAGAAAAAUGGACAGCAGCUACUCAAUGCUGUUGUUGAACACGGUGAGGCUCUCUUCUCAGCCAUUACUCCAGAGGGCCGUGAACAGAUCAGAACAGACUUGCGCACUCUCAGGGACACAUGGGAGGCUCAUUUGGAUAGGGUCAAUCAUCUAUACAAACGUGUAGAGGGAAUUAUUAUGCAGUGGUCUUCCUUUGAUGACAACUUCACUCAAGCUUCAAAAUGGCUGGAGGAGAUAAAGAGGCGAGCAGGAACAGAGUUUGACCUAAAACCAACUUUGUCUGACAAGAAGGCUCAGUUACAGCAGUAUAAGUCUGUGUAUCAGGACAUCAAUUCUCACGAGAGCAUGAUAUAUGGACUGAAGGAGAAGAUUGAGUUCUUGACCGAUGAUGAGACAUCAAAGACAGUAGAUGACAUGAUCGACCAAUACAGAGAGUUAGCCGUUACAACCCAGCAAAGGAUUGGACGGUGUGAGGAGAUCAUCCUGCAUCAUGAGAGCUUCUUACACAACACAGAAAAAUUCCGUGAUUGGCUCACUUCACAAAAGGCUGAGCUUGCAUUAUGUGCUGAUGUGUCACCAGAGAGCAGUGAUGUUGAAAUGAAGAUGGGCAUCCUAGAUACCCUUGAAUUGGGUGAGGCAGAGGGCCAGGGCCUCUUUGAUCUUUGUAGCGAGAGUCUGCAGCUGACCCUGAAAAAUACAGAUGCUUCAGGUCAUGCCUCCAUCAUAGCAGAUCUAGAGAGCCAAGAAAGGGGCUGGCGUAACCUUCAGUCUGAAAUUGCAGAUGGUAAGAGAAAAGUUGACGGCAUCAUGUCUCAGUACAAUGAGUGUGAAGAGGUGGUGCAGGCACUGAGAGACUGGCUCAAGAGCAUUGAAACCAAAGUCAAGGAUCAGUCUCUCAAGAGCAACCUUGAUGCAAAGGAAGCCCAUCUUGACCGCCUCCGUAAGUUGGAAGAGGAGAUUGUCAAAAAGGCUCCCGAGAUCAAUGAUGCUCUGACCCAGGCCCAGAGCAUGGACAAUGAGGGGAAACAUGCUGUCCAGAUCUCCCAGUUGUCUUCUCGCUACCAGGCACUCAAGAACGUUCUGAAGGAAAUGAUGAGUCGUUAUGAGAUGUUCAUCCGAGAGCAUCGUUCCUUCCUUGAAAAGUAUCAGGAGUGCCUGGAGUGGGUUGAGGCAGUGGACCUUGAUUUGCGUGAACAUGCAGAGGUAGUGGGAGACAUGAAGAUCCUGCAGAUGCGACGCAAUAAAGUUGAACAGUUAAUAGAACUCAAGUCAAGUCAGGCCAACAAGGUUGAUGCUGUACUGGAGUUGGGUGAGAGGUUGUAUGCCCACACAGCUCCCGACGGCCGUGAAAACAUUCGGCAGAUGCUGCGAGAGCUGCGUGAGCGCUGGGAAUCCUGGUGUGAUUCAGUCACCAAUGCUGGACUCACACUUGAUCAGUGUCUGCAGCAAUUCUCCGAUUUUUCUGGUGCUCAAGAACAGCUGACCCGUUGGCUGCGUGAUGUUGAGAUCGCUAUGCAGCAGCAUACCGAGCUGAAAAGCUCGUUGCAAGAAAAGACUGCACAAUUGCAGAACCACCGCCUUGUCCACCAGGAAAUUCAAGCCCACCAGAGUCUGGUGGAGAUGGUGUGUGAAAAGGCCCAAACCCUUGUCAACCAGACCCAGGACAAGACCCUCAAUGUGUACAUUCACUCCAUCAAGACACUCUUCCACAAUAUUGUGCUCAAGAGCCGUGACCUGUUAGAUAAACUGGACUUGUGUGUGCAGGACCAUGCUCAGUUCAACACUCUCUGCAAGAGUUUUGGGGACUGGCUGAACCUGCAGCGAGACCAGCUCCAUCUGUGUGCUGAUGUGUCUGGCGAGAAGUCAGACCUUACCAAGAAACUGGACAACCUGAAGAGGGUAGAAACUGAACUAAACACCUGUUCACAACUUGUUCCAGUGACACUUAUCGUUGCCAAGGACCUGGACACAGUGCACGGUUUGGGAGACAAGAAACUGAUCGAGCUCCGGACCCUGGGGGAGAAGGUGGCCCUGAGCACGUCGGAGCGGGGCGGGAAGGCCCUGCGAGCGACCAUCACCUCCAUGGAAGACGCCUGGAACCUGCACCUGGCUACCGUCGGCGACGUCCGCGAAAACCUGAACCGCACGCUGGAGCAGUGGCACCAGUUCGAGGAGGACCUGGAGCGUCACUCCGUGUGGUGCCGCGAGCUCGAGUCCUUCUUCAAGGACCAGCAGCCGUGUGCCACGCUGGAGGAGAAGCAGGCGCGCAUCGAGGUGCUGAGCCAGAAGCGCGAGGAGGUGGUCCGCUACGAGCGCGAGAUCGACGUGUUCGUGGACAAGAGCCACGCGCUCGUGCGCAUCUCGAGCAUCGACCGCCUCAAGCCGCUGAUCACGCAGCUGAGCAACCGCUACCAGGCGCUGCACGUGCUCACCAAGGAGGCCGUGACCAAGUGGCGCGGCGUCCUGGCCGACCACGUCUCCUACGAGGAGAAGUUCGACGAGAACGAGAAGUGGCUCGACACCAUGGACGAGUCGGUGGAGAGCCUGCUGAGCGAGAAGGACGCCGAGAAGAAGGAGAGCAAGCUGCAGCACCUGCUGAGCGAGCGCGAGCAGGCCACGCACCGCCUGGGCUCCAUCACCGCCCUCGGCGAGAGGCUCUACCCCGACACCGCCACCGUCGGCCGCGAGAAGCUGCGCAUGGACCUCAGGGCCAUGCGGGAGCGCUGGGAGAAGAUCGAGGCCUCCAUCGUGGAGCAGCAGCGCCGCCAGGAGGCCCAGACGCUGCAGUGGUCGUCCUUCUCGGACAGCAUCCAGGCGGCGAGGAACUGGCUCGACAACAUGGAGAAGACCAUCGUGGUGGACCCGUCCAACUGGCUCUCCGUGCAGGAGCUCCGCUCGAGGCUCCUCAAGCUGAGGACGACCCUUCAGGACAUCACCUCCCACAAGCGAGUCCUGGACACGGUGAAGGAGCGCGCGGGCUACCUCCUGCAGGCGUCCCCGAGCAACAAGGACGUGAUGGACGCCAUGGCCGAGGUGGAGGCCCGCCACGAAGCCCUCGCCGCCAACACGCGCAAGAACAUCGAGGAGCUGGAGUGGAUGACGGACAACCUGAGCGCCCACCAGGAGCUCUACGCGACGCACCAGGAGUGGCAGAAGGACAUGUGGGAGAAGCUGCACUCGCAGACGGACUAUUCAGGCAACAAGGGGAUGUUGCAGCAGCGCCUCGACCGCAUUGCAGAGCUCGAGGACGCCAAGAGCGACGGGCGUAACAUGAUCGCUAAGAUUGGCUCCCACGCCCACCAGAUCCUCGAGAAGCUCCCCGCCCGCGGCAGAGAGACCACGGAGAGGGAGAUCAAUAAUAUGAAGUACGAGCUGGCCAAGUUCGCCAGCACCCUCGCCGACGUCAAGCACGGGCUGGAGGAGCGGCUUCAGCAGUGGACCGAGUACGAGAGCACCUUCGACCGCAUCAUCUCCUGGCUGAACGAGUCCGAGGCCACGCUCAAGAACUACGGCCCCAGGAACUCGCUGCAGGAGAAGACCGAGCAGAUGGAGCGCUUCCAGGAGUUCCUUCGGGUAGUUGAUAGCCGACACGUGCUAGUGCAGGAGUUCAUUGCAAUCGCAGAUAACCUUGAACAAGGCCUGGUGUUCAGCAUCAUCCAGAACCAGGGCGAGAUCGACAAGAUGAGCGACGAUUCCUCAGAUUUGAUGGGCGUUUCGGGCGACACGAGGAUUUCCGUCAACGUCCAGCAGAUUACCUCACGCUUCAAGGCUGUGCAAGUUACGGCUAAGGAGAUCUUGAAGAAGUGUGAGGUUAGUGUGAGUGACCACAAAGCCUUCAUCGACAAAUACAACCAGAGCGUGGGCUGGCUUACUGCCGCUCAGGAUAAGCUAGGAAAGUGUAUCGAGAUGCAAGGCGACAGAGCAACGUUACAAAAGCGACUUGGCAUCAUCAAUGAGCUCUUGGCGGAGAAGCAGAACGCUCUCUCCCUUGUCAACAACACGGUGGAGCUCGGGGAGAAGCUCUACCCGACCACCUCCGACGACGGGCGAGAGGCCAUCAGGAUCCAGCUGGAGGACCUUCAGAGUGCCUUCGACGCGCUCUUCGACAGCUCCUCCACGAUGGAGAGGGACUUGCAGAAGAAGAUGGGCAGGUGGACCAGCUUCGAAGAAGCCAGUGAGCAGCUCAAGACGUGGCUGAAGGAAACUCAGGCACAGAUGCCAGAUGACAUCGAGCUCAAGACAACCUUGGAUGAGAAACGUGCACAGCUGCAGACUUACCGCAUGUUGCUGCACGACAUCCUUGCUAAACAGCAGACCAUCCUCGACGUGCGAGACAAGGCCGAGAACCUUCCCGAGAGAGCCGACAGAGUCAACUCUUUCCUGGAAUCAGCAUCAGCUCACCACCAGGAAAUGUUGCAGAGAAUACAGACUUACUUAGAACGGUAUGAGGCCAUCGUAAGUGACCAUCAGCAGUACUGCAAGGCUGUGUACGAGACACAGGAAUGGCUGGAUGCUACUCACAACACAGUAGAGAUGUGGGGUGAAUCCAGCAGCGACCAUAUUACCAUUCGUGCAAAUCUUGAAAAGCUUAAGAACUUGCAACUGAGUUUGCCAGAGGAAGAGCCAAGGAUCCAGCAGAUACGUACCCUUGGAGAGAAGGUCAUUCCUGGAACGGUGGAGUCUGGACAGAUCAAUAUCCGCACCCAGAUCGACACCACCCAGCAAGAGUGGCAAGGUCUCAUUUCAGCCGUUUCCUCAACUAUUGAAAGACUCGAGGGCACCUUGAACCAAUGGGGUGACUUUGAGACGAUGAAGGACGCCGCCCAGAGCUGGCUCAGAGAGACAGACAACAAACUCCAUGCUGUCAACUUGAAGGCAACGCUUCCUGAGAAGCAAGAAACACUGGAGAUGUUGAAGGCCCUCCAGGGUGAGAUCCGUGCCAAGGAGUUGGAGAUGGACCAGCUGACAGAACGUGCUCAGAACCUGUAUCAGAGCCAUUCUUCCAGAGGAUCGCAGGUCAGUGAACUCUGUGCUCGCUACCAGCAGAUCUCCACAAGGGUAAAGGAUGUGCACAGCAAGUGGCACCAGUAUGUGAGCUACCAUGCUGACUAUGACAGCAGGGUUACAGAAUGUCAUAACUUCCUCGGAGACAUCAAGAGAAAGCUCAGCUACUGCUCGGACCUGUCAGCCACAUCACAAGAUGACUUGGACAAAAAGAUGGAAACAAUUCAGGAUUUGUUACUCUACAAGGAGGAAGGAUUCUCCAAGGUGCAAAGCACUGUUGAGCUGGCACAGACCGUGCUGGCCAAUACAGCUCCUGCAGGCCAUGACCAGAUCAAUCAGGCAGUUGAGGAGUUGCAACAAAGCUGGAGUGCUCUUGCCUCAAAGAUGGUAGAAACUAAGACGUAUUUGGAUGAGACACUUCACCGAUGGGCAGGCUUCCUGGAAAACAUCCAUCAGCUGAACAAGACCAUCGAGCAUGUUGAGCACACACUCUCCGACGUUAGCCAAUUCCAGGCAACAUUGUCAGAAAAGAGGGCUCAGCUGGAGAGACUGAAAAGUCUAGAGGAAAAACUGCGAUGUGAGAAGUAUGAGGUGGAGAGCCUCAAGGCAAAGGCUUCUGAGAUGAUUGCCAGUGGACAGCAGGCACAAGCAGCCUCACAGGCUCAGGGCAUUCUCAAGCAAUUUGAAAAUCUCUCAGAACGCAUCAAGACCUUGCGUGGUGAGCGAGAAACUCAGUACCGUGACCACCGCCACUACAAAGAGGCCUACGAUGAUCUCCAUGCUUUCGUCAACAGGACAAGAGACAAGAUUCCAGCACUCAAGCAGAGGAAUCUUGGUGACAGGUUGUCCAUUGAGACAGCAGUACAGGCUCUGGAUACCCUGCUCACCAGACAGGCUCAAGGUCAAAUUCUGGUGGACCAGCUCCUCCACCGUGGGGAGGUGCUCCUCCACUCCACCUCACAGUCGGGCCAGGAGCACUACAGGAAUGAGAUGAGGGCCGUGAAGGAAAGCUUCGAGAGUCUUUUCCAGGACAUUUCCAAGCAAAAGGAGAACCUCCAGAAGACAGUUGUACAAUGGCGUGACUACAAAGACGAAUAUGAAAAGCUUUCCGACUGGCUGCAGAAGGCUGAUGCCGAUAUGAAGGCAUACAAGACGAUGCUUUAUGCCAGUAUUGGGGAGAAGACACAGCAGGUCAAUAAUGUCAAGGACCUACUUGAAAGUCUUGGAAAACAACAAGUUCAACUGAAGAAACUAAAUGAGCUCUCCCAGACGCUCCAGGAAACACACCUAGAUUCUUUCGUACAAAACCAGAUGCGGCACCUCAAUUCCCGUUACCAGGUCCUUAUUAACAUGGCAAAGGAUGUCCUUAGGAAGGUAGAAUCAAGCUUUGACCAGCAUCGCCAGUAUGAAACCUACAUGAGUAAGGCAAGAGAAUGGAUCGACAAUGCUCGCAUGGUUGUGCGGGACUGUGUCGAUAUGUCUCCUGACUCGGGCAAGGAAAGCCUUGAACGACACCUCGAGAUGAUCCAGUCAUUGAUGAGGAAGCAGGAGGAAGGUCAAGCCCUUGUUCACCAGACUGUCAACUGGGGUGAAAAAGUUCUUCGCAAUACACGCUCAGAUGGGCGUGAUACUAUUAAUGACUCAUUAGAGGAGCUUCAGAAUGACUGGGACAAACUGAUCAAGAAGUUAUCAAGUGCUAAAGUGACACUGGAGACUAAUCUUCUCCAAUGGGCUGACAUGAGUGCCUCUUACAGUAACAUGCAGCAAUGGAUCAGUGAGAGAGAGGCCAAACUCCAACAGCUGACAACGGCCAUGGCCUCCUCUUCCAAGAGAAGUUCAGGCUUGUCACACAGAAUAUCUACUCUAAGCAUUGGAGAGCGCAAGGCUAACCUUCGCCGUACAAGCAGCAUUGUUCAGGAUAUUGUAUCUUUUGAACCAAUGAUUGAAUCUGUUACUUCAAAGGCAACAGAAAGCCAAGCCAGCCAGGUAAAGAGCAAUGCGUCAGAGAUCUCGAGCAAAUACCAGAGCUUGAGCAAGCAAGCCAAGGAACUUCUUGAGAAGCAGAAAGAUAUGGUAGACCACCACCAGGAGUUUGUAGAUGCAGGUAACGAGUUCAUGCAUUGGCUCAGGGCUGCCAAGGAGAGGAUGGCCAAGUGUGCAGAGCCAACAGGUGACAAGGAUACCAUCAGUGGUAAAGCAACUAUCCUCAAGAUGCUACAGAACGAACAAGAGGAAGGCCAAAAGAAACUAGACAAGGCCUUCCUCUUAGCUGAGAGGGCAUGCAACUUGGCUGAUGAUGAGGACAAAGAAGUCAUAGAAGAAGAAGUGGCAUUCCUGCAAGACGAAUUUGACACUUUCCUGGGUCAAGUGGGUAAGACAAAGAACCUUCUUGAAAUGGGAAUUGUCAAAUGGACAGAAUAUGAAGAUAAAUUCCGAGAGUGUGAAGAAUGGCUAGCCAAAAUGGACGGCAAAGUACAGACUUACAACAAGCUUCAAAACACUGUGAUGGAGAAGAGAUCAGUCCUGGAAGAAUUCCAGGCUCUCCUCCAGAGCAUUUUUGACUGGCAGAAGACGCUGGAUCUUUUGAACAUGCGAGCCCAGCUCCUGCUUGAGACUUGUGCUGAUUCCCGUGUGAGUAAUGCCGUCACACAAUUGACUACAAAAUAUAACACAUUGCUAUCACUUGCCAAGGAGGUGAUGCGCCGCCUGGAGAUGCACUUCCAGGAGCAUCAGCAGCACAACCAGCUCUAUAGCGAGUGCAAUGAUUGGAUUGACCGCACCCGUAAGAAGCUUCAGGAGUGUGCUGGCGAGACCACCUCUACGGAAGAACUGAAAGAGAGGCUGGCCACAGUCAAGUCUAUUAAGAGCACUCUGGAACAAGGCCAGCACAAGCUACGCUAUGUGCUGGAGCUGAAGGAACGUGUCAUACUGAACACAGAACAGGCUGGUGCAGCCACUAUACAGGAAGAUACAGAGAAUGUACGCAAGGACUUUGAGAAGUUAAUGGGCGAUAUAUACAGCCUACAGCAAAACCUUAGCUCCAAGUUAUCCCGACGUGAAGAGACAGAUAAGAUGCGUGAGACUGUCGUAGAAUGGCUCGAUGAACUCCACUCUAAGGCCACUGAGCAGGGUGUCUUGUUCAGUGAGCUGAGUGACAAGCGAGCUGCUCUUGAGAAAUACAGAAUCUUGUUGCGAGAUAUUGCUGCUCACUGUGAUAUGGUAGAACGCCUGGCAGCUAAGAAGAAUGAUGAGGGAUAUUCAGAGGAAGAAGUUGAAGAAUGUAUCAAAAAGUACGAUAAUAUUAAGAAGUUGGUCAUUGAUAAUAUCAAGACACUGGAGGUAUAUGUAAGAGAGCAUGAGGCUUACUACCAAGCUACAGUCGAGGCCAAUGACUGGCUGAGGAAGCUCCGCAUCACUGUGCAGCAGUAUGCCGACAGCCAUGGUGAGAAGAAGGAGGUCAUUGAAAAGCAGCAGCAGCAAGAGGACAUCGCUGAAGAGUUCCCUGAAGGAGAGGAACUCAUUGACAAAGCCAUUUCACUGAACAGAUCCAUCAUGGCCUCGACUUCCCCAGACGGCCAAGACACACUGAAAAUCGAGGCCGACACCCUUCGUAUGGAGUGGGAGAACCUCCAGCAGAUGAGCGCAGACACCCGACGCACAAUGGAGAAGUGCCUCCAGGCCUGGGACGACUUCUUCGACUCUCACAGGGCGUUCAGCGAGUGGCUGACGGAGUUCCAGAAGCAGGUGUCACACUCCCCCGAGGAACCCACCCCAGAGGACCUCGAGAAAUGGAAGGAGCUCCUGCUGGAGGCUAACAACAAGAAGACGGACCUGGAGAUCGUCAACGACCGCUGCGAGGUGCUCAUGGAGUACAGCGCCCACAUGCCCAUCAGGGACAUGACGGUGCAGCUGCAGUCCAACUAUACCAACGUCCUCACCAACCUGCAGAGUCUCGUGGUCAUCGCCCAGAAGACCCUCACGGACCACACCGAGUUCGUGACCGCCAAGGACGACUUCGAGCGCUGGCUCAACCGCUCCCAGGGCACCGUCAACGACUGCGAGGAGGAGACGGGAUCGGAGGCCACGGUCCGUGACAAACUGGAGACGGUGAAGCUGGUGUCCACCCGACUCUCCGAAGGGCAGCACCUCCUGGGCGUCCUGGCGGAGGCCUACACCCGCGCCCUCAACGUGACGCAGGUAGACCAGCAGGAGCUCAUUCGCACGGAGUUCACGAGACUCCGCGCCGAGUGGGACCAACUCAACAUCUCGCUCAACUCCACGCUCUCGAAGCUCAAGGGCGCCGUGAGUCGCUGGGAGGAGUUCGCAGAGUCCCAGACGCGCCUCGACGCCUGGCUGGUGGAGGUGGAGGAGCUGCUGGUGGAGACGCCCGACUCCCGCGGCGAGGUGGCGGAGAUGAAGACGUUCCUGGAGCGCUACAAGAACAUCUCGCUGCAGAUCCAGGAGAAGCAGGAGGAGGUCCAGACCCUGCUGGACGACGCCGAGGAGUUCGCCGAGAUGUCGCAGAACAGCGCGAUCCUGACGCGCGUCGAGGAGGCCGAGUCCAACUGGGAGCGCCUCAACAGCCUCUGCUGCGAGAUCAUCGCCAAGCUGGAGGAGGAGAUCUCGGACUUCAACGAGUACCAGGUGGCGCUGCAGGACACCGAGAAGUGGCUGCUGCAGAUCAGCUUCCAGCUCAUGGCCGAGAACUCGCUGUACAUCUGCAACCGCGAGCAGACGGAGGAGCAGAUCGAGAGCCACAACGAGGAACUGGAGGAGAUCCUGGAGUACCAGGGGACCCUGGACGAGGUCAAGAACAAGGGCCGCAAGCAGAUCGACCGCUACAUCGGCACGGUGCCCUCCAUCCAGGACAAGAUCGAGCGGCAGCUCCACAACAUCCAGGAGAGCUACAACUCCCUCCUGGCGACGGCCAACCACAUCCAGAAGCGACUCAACGAGUCCCUGGCCAAGUUCGAGGAGUACGAGGCCACUCUCGAGUCCAUCCAGAAGAACCUCGAGGAGUGGGAGCCCACCAUCAACGAGGAGAACGACACCACCAUCCAGAGCAUGGAGGAGGCCAAGUACCACCUCGAGUGCACCAGGUCGUGGCACAGCAAGCUCCUGGGAGAGAAAUCCCGCCUGGCCUUCGCCGUGCAAGCCUGCGAGGCCGCCACAGCCUCCAUCUCCCGCCCCGGAUCGCCGCAGGAUGUCAUCUCGCAGAGCAUCCCCGAGAAGGAGCUCGCCGUCAGGGCCAAGCUGGAAGAUCUCAUCGAGCAGCUUGAGCGCGGUGAUGACGUCACAGACAUCCGACGCGCGGCCAUGGUGGCUUCCUACGGCGUGUGCAAGCAGGUGGAGGAGUCGCUGACGGCGCUGGUCUCCCAGGUCCAGGCGCGCGUGACGACCAUCAGCAACUCGGUGGGCGAGCUGGAGGAGCUGGCGCGGCAGAACGACGCCAUCAAGAAGUGGAUCGAGGAGUACCACCUGCUGGUGCAGGACUUCAAGAGCCGGCCGGCCAAGCUGCGUCCGGAGGCGUCGGCGAUGGAGAUCUCGCAGAUGAACGACCUGCGCUCCAAGAUCAUGGAGAAGCAGAGCAUCCUGGACGAGCUGGAGAUCAAGCAGAUGAACCUGGCGCCGGACAUGGCCGACUCGGACAUCCGCGAGCAGAUGAACCGCCUGGAGGAGGAGGUGACCAACCUGAUGGACUCGCGCACCGUGGUCCUGCAGCACAUCGAGGAGUACCGCAGCAAGUUGCAGAGCGUCUACAGCUGGUUCGACACCAUCAUCAAGCAGCUGGAGAAGUGCGACAAGAGCGACAGCCUGGACUCGUUCAAGAAGUCCGAGGAAGUGCAGCAGCUGUGGAACCAGUUCGAGGACGCGCGCUCGCAGCUGGAGGAGCUCAAGCAGAAGGCCGGCGAGGUCAUGCUUGAGCUCUCCAGCCUAGACGUGCAGCAGGUCGAGGAGCAGCUGCGCUCGGUCGAGAAGAAGUACUCCGACCUGCAGAAGCGCGUCGGCAAGAAGAUGCAGGUGAUCGAGAUGACGCGUAAGGGCUACGAGGACUCCAAGGCCGACGUCCUCAACCUCCAGACGUGGAUCAAGGAGAAGCUGGAGCACCUGCGGGACCUGCCCUUCCUCGGCUUCACCAGCAAGGCCACCGAGACCAGCCUCCUGGAAGUCAGCAACCUGUCGAAGGAAGUGUCCGCUAAGAAGAUGCUGCUGACCCAGCUCGAGAAGGCCGUCGAGAACCUGAAGGGCGACGUGGAGGACUCCGAGCUUGAGAAGCUGGAGAACAUCCUGGCCAAGACGACGGAGGAGCAGGCCGUGCUGCAGGCGACGGUGUCGGAGGUCAAGAACGACAUGAUCGUGUCGUACGAGGAGCGGCGCAGCUUCGAGCAGUCCCUGGAGCAGGUGCGGGCGUGGAUCCGCAGCAAGGCUGACGAGGUGGUGUGCCCCGACCUGCUGGCCCUCAAGUCCGAGAACGCCGAGCGCGUCGUCGAGAAGUACAAGCGCCUCGACACGGAGCUCAAGCAGUACGCCGAGACGAGCAUCGCCGGCGUGAAGAGGCAGGGAAGCGCGCUCUUCAAGGACUGCAACGACGAGGAGAAGGACGAGCUCCACGACAUCCUCACGGAGGUCGACGAUAACAUGAACAACAUCCGCCAGACUCUGUCGGGAACAAUCAACAGGCUCUCCAACCUCCUGGAGGCAAGGAGGGACUUCGAGAAGGAGGUGGACAUCGCCCAGAAGUGGCUUCACCAGGCUGAGGUCGCCCUCCAGACGGAUAUCAAGAGCCUGAAUACUGCUGACGUCCUUGCCGAACAGCUGAAGAAGCUGGAGACGAUGGAGGACGAGCGCGAGUCCGCCAGCAAGCGAGUGACGAGCAUCGCCAACAUGUGCGAGGACCUGCUGCCGUACCUGACCGAGUCGGACAAGUUCAGCCUCGGCGAAAUCGUUCGAUCUCUGCAGGACAAGACGUCGAGGGUCAACUCCUCCAUCAGCGACAAGACGGAACAGGUGCGCAACACCAUCACGCUGCAGCGCCGCAACACCGAGAGGAUCGUGCAGAGCACGCAGUACCUCGCCACAAUCCAGAAGGAGAUCAAGUCCCUCAGCAGGCCGGUGGGCCGCCACGUCGAGGACGCCCAGAAGCUCCUCACGUCGUACCAGGAAGCCCUCAAGAAGGUCAACGAGUUCAGGAAGAGUCUGGAUGACAUGUGCGCCAGCUCUGACGUGAGCGUGGGAGAAAUGCGCGACAUGAUCAAGCAGCAGCAGGAAAUGAUCUUGAUCCUGGAGAAGCAGAUCACCAGGAUCCGCCAGCUGAUUCUGGUGCGGCAGCAGUACACCUCUCUCGUCACGGAGAUCUCCGGCUUCACCAACCGCUACACGACGGUGGUGAGGGACAUCGAGCAGACGGAGCGGACCGUCACCGAUAAACUGCGCAAGUACGGAGAGGUCAUCACCAGGAUCCAGGAGUGCGAGGCGCAGCUGACCUCGGCGCAAGACAAGGGUGCCAUCAUCAGCGAGGAAGGCACUGUGGAGGACCACAACGCCAUCACGGAGCAGCUGCAGGCUCUCAAGGUCUCCCUCAGCGGACUGCGCCGAGAGGUCGAGAAGAGGCAUUCGGAACACGAGCUGUCAGCCGAGAGCCACAAGCGCCUGACGGUCGAACUCAACAUGACUAUGGAGUGGCUUUUCGAGCAGGAGUCCGAGCUCAAGACCAGGCCUCUUCUCACCCUGGAGGUCGAGAGCGCUGAUGAGGAGCUCGAGACGCAUGAGGAACUCGCUAAGGACAUCGAGGAGCAGCUGAAGAAGAUAGCUGACAUCCAGGAGCGCGCCAAGCAGGAGAGCGGCCUCCCAUACAUCUUGCAGGAGCGACUGUCCGAGGCCAACAUGGUCGUUGCUACAUUCCCUCUCGAGCUGGAGUCCCGACUCAAAUACCUGAAGGACGCCAAGAUCCUUCGCCUGGACUACGAGGACUUCACCACCAAGAUCAGCGACUGGAUCACGGAGGCCAGGAAGCGCAUCGUCGACGCCGACGGCAUCGACUACGAGAACGUGCGCUCCGACCUGGAGGACCACCUCGCCUACUUCUCGAGCGAGGGUCUCAUCGGCGAGUCCUUGGAGCAGCUCGGAAACAUCGCCGAGCGCAUCGUGCCGUCGCUGGCCACCGAGGACCAGGAGGAGCUCACGAACGAGCUCUCGCAGCUGACGAAGGACCUCGACAACGUGACCAAGUCUGCGCGCGACCACAAGGCCCAGCUGGAGAAGAACGUGCAGCUGGUGUGCGAGUACAACGGCAACCUCGAGAAGGCGCUCGGACUCAUCAAGGAGGCCAACAGCAACCUCCUGCAGGACGACAGCGCCAUCAACGUGGCCGCGCUCAGGGUCAACCUGCAGAGGGUCGACGAGGAGCGCGUGCGCCUCUACGACCAGGGCACCGUCAUCCUCGACUACACCGAGAAGGCCAAUGAGGUCCUGCAGGUCGUCAACAAGGACAGCCACGUCCUCGUCGGCAACCAGAUGAUGCAGGUCAACAGGGACUGGAAGACCGCCCUCGAGAACAUGGACAACAGGCGCGAGGCCCUGGGGUCGCUCAUCGCCCAGUGGACCGACUACGACAUGGCCGUCCGCAGCCUCGACCUCGGCCUCAACAACCUCGAGUCUCAGCUCGAUAAGGAGCUCGACCACGCCGCCACGGACAACAAGGACAUCGACGGACUCAAGGAGAAUAUUGAGAGUCUGAUGGAGGAGGCCGAGGACCUGGAGGAGGAGGUGGAAGGCCUGCAGGAGAGGGCGAACGUUGUCCUGCGCUACCUGCACACCGUCAGCGCCGUCGCCUACGCCACCGCCAAGGAGAAUCUGGAGAGGCUGACGAGGAGGCAUCCUGAGUGA